UUUUCAACACAUUUUUGCGAUCAAAACCCUAAAAAAUGGGUGGAAGAACGGACGGAAGUGGCGGAGGAGGUAAAGAGAAAGAGGAAGAGCAAGACGGUUUAUCCGUACACUCUCCCUGUAAAGCUUUACCUUCCUCCGCUUCCUCUCUCUCCAAGGAGCAGUCUCAGGUUGAAUUAGAGCUCAGGUUAUUAGAAGCUCUUGAAAUCUAUCCUCCUGUCAAACUCCGAGGGAUACAUCGCCACUUUGUUCUUUAUGGUCUGAUGGAGUAUCUCGGAAGAAGCUUUGACCGACCGUUCACAGCAGAUCAGGUUCUGCAACUACUCGACCGUUUCUACAACAUCGAGAUGCUGAAAUCAGAUGAUGAGGACAUAGACAUUCUGAAUCACGAGGAAGACUUUACCUUGCCGCAGAGUUACUUUGAUAAGGAAGAAGAAUGACAGAGCAAGAAGAAAAGAUCUUUGACAAGGAAGAAGAAUGACAGAGCAAGUAGAAAAGAUCUUUGCUUCAUUCAUCUUCUCCCAUCUUUUUGUAUAUGGUUAGGUUUGUCUUCAGCUCGUAUGAUAAGUUUUUUUCUGUAUAUUCUGCAGUUUUAAUGUCAAUAAAACCAUCAGGAUCAAUGGUCUUUUUUUACUCUGCCGGGAGAGUUAAUAAUCAUAACAAGCUUUUUGCUCUU
Arabidopsis lyrata subsp. lyrata is the source of this 673-nucleotide messenger RNA. RefSeq lists its product as uncharacterized. NCBI's taxonomy places the organism in Eukaryota, Viridiplantae, Streptophyta, Magnoliopsida, Brassicales, Brassicaceae. The transcript is spliced from 5 exons. The coding region runs from base 36 to 437 and encodes 133 amino acids. Gene Ontology annotation, cellular component: nucleus; NuA4 histone acetyltransferase complex. The record is from RefSeq and is a predicted model, not a curated record. Gene Ontology annotation, biological process: regulation of transcription by RNA polymerase II.